Molecule: messenger RNA, 2281 nt
Organism: Carassius carassius (crucian carp)
Lineage: Eukaryota; Metazoa; Chordata; Actinopteri; Cypriniformes; Cyprinidae
Product: CD276 antigen-like
Exons: 10
Coding region: 402-2216 (604 amino acids)
Biological process (GO): positive regulation of T cell proliferation; cell surface receptor signaling pathway; cellular response to lipopolysaccharide
Cellular component (GO): external side of plasma membrane
Source: RefSeq, a predicted model, not a curated record
UCAAAGUUCGUCAGGUGUGAUCAUAGACAGGAUCUCUGCUGCUGAUCUCGAACCGCUUCCCUGACAGACAACAGAGGACACCAUCUCAAAGUUCAUCUGGUGUGAUUCAGGGCUUUACAGAGGAUUUUCCUGUUACCAACGGCCGUGAACCGUGAUAUGAACCUGAAAGUGUUGUGCCUGUCUCUCCUUCUUUUUAAAGCCUCAUGUUUCAAUUUCAGAGAAUUCAGGGAUUUACAGAGGAUUUACCUGUUAUCAACGGCCGUGGACCGUGAUAUGAACCUGAAAGUGUUCUAACUGUCUCUCCUUUUUGAAGGCUCCUGUUUCAGAUCGCUUGUGUUGAUCUGUGCAGAUGACUCCAGCUCUUCACGGAGGGUGUUUACCUGUUUGCAGCCGCAGUGAAUAUGAACCCACUUAAGCUUCGAGUGACAGUUUUCUGCCUGUUUCUAUUUCUUUUUAAAGCACCGUGCUAUACUGAGUUUGAGAUUACUGUUCCCAGAGACACUGUCACUGGGUUUUACGGUGAGGCGCUGAUCCUCAUCUGUUCCUUCCCUGUGGACAGCUCAUGGGAUCUGAGAAGCACCGUUAUCACCUGGCAGCGUGGACUGGAUGUUGUUCACAGAUUCUACUACAGUCAGGACCAGCUCGACCGUCAGAACCGGCAUUUUGUCAACCGCACCAGUCUGUUCAUUCAGGAGAUGGCAAGAGGAAACGCAUCACUCAGACUGGACAAAGUCACUGUUCAGGACGCCGGUGUGUACACCUGCUCCAUCAGCACAAACACUGGCAGCCAGAAGAAGAGCUUUGGAGUGAAAAUUGCAGCAUUCUACUCUGAACCUCGUCUGCAGUUCUCAUUGUUAACUGAUGGAGUGAAUCUUCUGGUGACUUCAGAUGGAGGUUACCCUUCUCCUACACUGCAGUGGCUGAUGGAGAACUCAGACAUCACUAACCAGACACAAACACGCCUCAUGCAGGACACACAGUCAGGACUUUAUGUUGUGUCUAGUUGGAUAAAUCUCACAAAUGUAUCAAAUUCUUCUUUGACGUUCGUACUGCACAACAAACCCCUGAGACAAGACAUCAGGAGAGACAUCCAGCUCUACUCCGAUAAGAGUAAGAGACCAGGAGAGUCCGCAUACAGAUGUCAUGGGUGCUUCAUAUAUAUCCCAGUUAUUCUUCUGCUGCUGAUCGUGAUGAGUGUAUUGUUUGUGUUCAUUACAAGAAAAAGAAGAGAACAGACAAAACAAAAUGGCUUUACAGAAAUUAAAUCCAUAUUCUUAAUAGAAAAAGUUUUCAGGGCUUUACAGAGGAUUUUCCUGUUACUAACGGCCGUGGACCGUGAUAUGAACCUGAAAGUGUUGUGCCUGUCUCUCCUUCUUUUGAAAGCCUCAUGUUUCACUGAGUUUGAGAUUACUGUUCCCAGAGACACUGUCACUGGGUUUUACGGUGAGGCGCUGAUCCUCAUCUGCUCCUUCCCUGUGGACAGCUCAUGGGAUCUGAAAAGCACCGUUAUCACCUGGCAGCGUGGAUUGGAUGUUGUUCACAGCUUCUACUACAGUCAGGACCAGCUCGACCGUCAGAACCGGCAUUUUGUCAACCGCACCAGUCUGUUCAUUCAGGAGAUGGCAAGAGGAAACGCAUCACUCAGACUGGACAAAGUCACUGUUCAGGACGCCGGUGUGUACACCUGCUCCAUCAGCACAAACACUGGCAGCCAGAAGAAGAGCUUUGGAGUGAAAAUUGCAGCAUUCUACUCUGAACCUCGUCUGCAGUUCUCAUUGUUAACUGAUGGAGUGAAUCUUCUGGUGACUUCAGAUGGAGGUUACCCUUCUCCUACACUGCAGUGGCUGAUGGAGAACUCAGACAUCACUAACCAGACACAAACACGCCUCAUGCAGGACACACAGUCAGGACUUUAUGUUGUGUCUAGUUGGAUAAAUCUCACAAAUGUAUCAAAUUCUUCUUUGACGUUCGUACUGCACAACAAACCCCUGAGACAAGACAUCAGGAGAGACAUCCAGCUCUACUCCGAUAAGAGUAAGAGACCAGGAGAGUCCGCAUACAGAUGUCAUGGGUGCUUCAUAUAUAUCCCAGUUAUUCUUCUGCUGCUGAUCGUGAUGAGUGUAUUGUUUGUGUUCAUUACAAGAAAAAGAAGAGAACAGACGAAACAAAAUGGCUUUACAGAAAUUAAAUCCAUAUUCUUAAUAGAAAAAGUUUAAUAAGUCCAUAAUGCUUAUGUUACAAUAACAUACAUUACAUAGAUUUUUAUAUUGUUUACAAUUAA